AUGAUUAGUGCAAAUAUAAAAAUUAUAGUUUAUGGAGGUAAAUCUGGUUGGAUUGGUCAAAAAAUUAUAGAGUUAUUAAAAUUAAAUGAUAAUAUUGAAUAUCAUAUAAGUGACUGUAGACUUGAAAAUAGAGAAUCAAUUUUAACUGAAUUAGAUAAAAUUAAACCAACAUCAGUAAUAAACUGUGCAGGUGUAACUGGAAGACCAAAUGUAGACUGGUGUGAAGAUAAUUAA
Dictyostelium discoideum AX4 is the source of this 234-nucleotide messenger RNA. RefSeq lists its product as hypothetical. The transcript has a single exon. Bases 1 to 234 code for a protein of 77 amino acids. The record is from RefSeq and is a predicted model, not a curated record. Lineage: Eukaryota; Evosea; Eumycetozoa; Dictyosteliales; Dictyosteliaceae.